Messenger RNA from Eucalyptus grandis, 1478 nucleotides. RefSeq names its product plastid-lipid-associated protein, chloroplastic. The coding region runs from base 253 to 1263 and encodes 336 amino acids. Lineage: Eukaryota; Viridiplantae; Streptophyta; Magnoliopsida; Myrtales; Myrtaceae. The transcript has 3 exons. The record is from RefSeq and is a predicted model, not a curated record.
ACCUCGAACUCUCCAAGUCUCCGAUUGUCGUCGGACUCUUCUGUCGUUUCAUUCGAUUCGUCUUCUUGCAACUCGAGUUCGGAACGAAAGCGCGUCGUUGGUUCCUCGUUCCUCGUUCCUCGUUCCGGGCCUUGCUCUGUCCGCAGAAACCUUCCCCUGUUCUCCGUUCGUGCGGUCUCUGUUCAACGAGAAACCUCCCCUGUUUCUUGCCGGAAAAUCAAGAACCGUCGGAAUCCGGUUCUUGGCCCGAAAAUGUCCACCGUCUCGCAGCUCAUCCAUUUUCCAUGCGUUUCCCUCUCGUCGAGCCCUACCCAGCACCGUUUCUCCCCCAAGCCUUCGGUCCUCGCCGUGGCCAACCCCGGAAUCGCCUCCAGGAUCGCCUGCGGCUCAAGAAUCCGGCACGGCAACCCGGGUCGCCGCGUCCGACCCGUGUUCCGGGUCAGGGCCGCUGAGGACGGCGACGAAGGGGUGCCCGAGAAGGGGGAGGAGGAGCCGGUGAGUGGGACCAGCGGCGGCGGGGCUGCGGUGGCGGUGGCGGAGCCGGAGGAGCCGGAGCCGCUGAAGGAGGUGCCGGAGAUCGCCGCGCUGAAGAAGGAGCUGGUGGAUUCGUUCUACGGGACGGACCGUGGGUUGAGGGCGACGAGCGAGACGCGGGCGGAGAUCGUGGAGCUGAUCACGCAGCUCGAGGCGAAGAACCCGACUCCUGCUCCGACGGAGGCUCUGACGCUGCUCAACGGGAAGUGGAUUCUUGCGUACACCUCUUUUGCGCAAUUAUUCCCAUUGUUGGCACGGGGUACCCUGCCAUUGGUGAAGGUGGAGGAGAUAUCUCAGACCAUUGAUUCGGAGAAUUUCACUGUCCAGAACUCUGUCCUGUUUUCUGGGCCACUGGCUACGACUUCUUUUAGCACCAAUGCCAAAUUUGAAGUCCGAAGCCCCAAGCGCGUGCAGAUCAAGUUCGAAGAAGGCAUCAUUGGAACUCCGCAGCUCACCGACUCAAUUGUCUUACCGGAGAAUGUCGAGUUCUUAGGACAAAGGAUCGAUCUUGCUCCUUUGAAAGGUUUGAUCAACUCUGUUCAAGACACUGCUUACUCUGUUGCAAAGACCAUCUCCAGCCAACCACCCAUCAAAUUCUCCCUCUCAAACAACAAUGCCCAGUCAUGGCUACUCACCACCUACCUCGAUGAGGAACUCCGUAUCUCGAGGGGAGAUGCUGGAAGCAUCUUUGUUCUUAUCAAGGAAGGUAGCUCCUUGUUGUCGCUGUAAUUGACUAAUAAGUGAAGACUCCUUGUAGUGAUCACCAUACUUCAUCGAGAGGAUAUCUAUGUUUGAGCUGUGGUGUAUGUUGAUGAUAUUAUGUGUAAAAUAAGUCCUCCGAUCAUAGUCUGCUAAGGAUUCAUAGAGGUUUUUAGUAGUUGAGAACUGAAGUUUAGCUCAUCUAUGAAAUUCAUAUCGAUCAUUUAUCUUCUCGAAAGUUAAAA